CAAUCAAAACCGUGGACACGAAACACUUCCUGUUUUUAGCGCUGUAAACUCGUGGAUAGCUGUUUCCAUGAUACUGUAAUGUUAUGCAGGUGAAGACCAUGAAUUUACUCUGUCACUCGCGGAAAGUGCUGUCCUCGGUGUUGAGAACUAGUGUUUUUCUAAAGCGAACAGAGGCUUUUGGAAGCAUUUGUUCAAUCUCCAAAGCUCGGUGCAUUAGCCUGUCUGUGCCUCAACAUUUUACAGCAAAUCUGACCUCAUGUCAAAACUCGCAUCACACAGCGUCCUUCACCGGGCACUUUGACAUAAAAAGAUGUUAUUCGGAAAGCGAAGAGAGCCGAAAUUCAGAGAGUAAUGGCGUGAUUGAAGAUGAUUCACAUGAGCUGGACGAUAAUAGCAGCGAAAACAGCUCCUUAAGUCGCAGAUCCUUGGAGACUUUCGGUCUUGAUGUGCUGGUGUCUCUUCUGCGUCAGGAAAAUGCAGUAGACCUCUGUGUGAUUAAAGUACCAGAGCAAAUCAAAUACGCCGAGUACUUCAUUGUCGUCAGCGGUGUGUCACCAAGGCACUUGCGCGCAAUGGCACUUUAUGCCAUUAAAGUGUACAAGUUUCUGAAGAAAGAUGAAGAUCCAAAUGUCAAGAUUGAAGGGAAAGAUGCAGAAGAUUGGAUGUGUAUUGACUUUGGUAAUAUGGUUGUUCAUUUCAUGCUGCCAGAGACUAGAGAAGUGUAUGAACUCGAAAAACUUUGGACUCUCCGCAGCUACGAUGAGCAGCUGAAGAGUAUCCCAACUGAGACACUUCCAGAGGAUUUCAUAUUUGAUGUUGAAGUUACAAAGUGACAACAUCUAAGGCGAAAUAAUAAGAUGUGCCCAGACUGAA
Molecule: messenger RNA, 873 nt
Organism: Neolamprologus brichardi
Lineage: Eukaryota; Metazoa; Chordata; Actinopteri; Cichliformes; Cichlidae
Gene: malsu1
Product: mitochondrial assembly of ribosomal large subunit 1
Biological process (GO): negative regulation of translation; negative regulation of ribosome biogenesis
Cellular component (GO): mitochondrion
Molecular function (GO): ribosomal large subunit binding
Source: RefSeq, a predicted model, not a curated record